Molecule: messenger RNA, 1705 nt
Organism: Leptomonas pyrrhocoris
Lineage: Eukaryota; Euglenozoa; Kinetoplastea; Trypanosomatida; Trypanosomatidae
Product: putative mitochondrial mitochondrial processing peptidase alpha subunit
Exons: 1
Coding region: 293-1705 (470 amino acids)
Cellular component (GO): mitochondrion
Molecular function (GO): metal ion binding
Source: RefSeq, a predicted model, not a curated record
AGCCUCCUCUUCCUUGUUUCCAAAGCAAAGAAGAAAGAAAAGGUAUCAACAACGACGAUAUCAUCAACAUCGUAAUCAUUCGCGUCUCUCUCUCUCGAUAUAUAUGCAAUAAGCGUAUUACACCCGUCGUUGCAGUAACAGCGUUCGGCGUAAAUUCUCGGCCUGUACGUCCUUGUCCGCAGCGCGCACGGGAGGUGUGAAUAUCCCUUCUCGGAGUAUUCAUGGAUUGAAUACUAUUGUUAAUAUUAUCAUUGCUCGUUUUGAUUAUUUAUCUACGUAAUAGUAAAAGAAGAUGUUCCGAUCGUCUCGCCUCGCUCGUGGCGUGGUGGAGACCGUCACGCGUGAGAACCUCACCGUGUCGCGGCUCACCAGUGGGCUGCGGGUGAUUACCUGCGAUGACGGCAACGGCAUCACCGGGAUGGGCUUGUUUUCCCUUAUCGGCCCCAAGUUUGAGGAAGCGGGCAGCUUUGGCGCCUCUGCCGUGCUGGAGUCGCUACCGCUGCGGAGCAACGAAAAGAUGAGCAACACGGAGAUCAGCCAAAGUCUCGGCAUCUUAGGAAACGCCUACAAGGUCACCAACAACCGCGAGGCCAUGUCCGUCAUGCUCAUGCUGCCCCGCUACCACCAAAGGGAAGGGCUGGACCUCCUGAACGGCAUGUGGCUGCACCCGACGCAGAGCAAGGAGGAGUUCGCGAUAGCAAAGGAGCAGACGAUGCAGCGGGGGUCAUUGCUCAGUCGUGACGCGACGAGCAUGCUGUUUGAGAUGGUGCAUAAGGCCGGUUGGGGCGGCCGCGGCCUGGGCAACCCGCUCUGUCCCUCAGAGCAACAGCUAGAGCAGCUGAGCCUCGAGUCUUUCCACAGCUUUCACAAGCACUACACACGUCCGGAGCGCAGCGUGCUGGCGGCCACCGGCGUGGCGGACCACAAAGCCUUUGCGCUAGAAGCGGAGUCCCGCUUGCAGUUUGAUGAAGCUGGUGCUGCGGACAGCAAAUGCGCGACGCCGUCCCUCGUGGCGCCGUACACGGGUGGCUGCGAGUACGUGCAGAACACCACCGCCCCGGAGUCGAUGAACAAGUUCCAGGAGAAGAACCUGAGCCACAUGGGGAUGUUUUUUCAGGGUAUUCCGAUGGCGCACCCCGACUACUACACCUUUUCCGUGAUCCAGACGCUGCUGGGCGGUGGCACGUCGUUUAGCUCCGGUGGGCCGGGGAAGGGCAUGCACACGAAGCUCUUCCGCGAAGUGUUGAAUCGCGAGCCGAACCUGCACGGCAUGGAAUGCAUCACCGCGUGGUACAGCGAUGGCGGCCUGCUCGGGCUCUACGGGUCUGCGCCGCAUGAGAACGUGAAGAAGCUGCUGCAGAUCAUGAUCUAUCAAGGCUCCUCGAUCAGCCAGCGGGUGACCGCGGAUCACCUGGAGAUGGCAAAGAACCAACUCAGCUCGCAGCUGAUUUUGCUGGGCGAGGGCCGCGAGCAGCUGUUGAAUGACAUGGGCUUCAACCUGCUCGUGCACAACCACACCAUCACCCCACAGGAGACGAUCCGCGGCAGCGCUCAGGUGACGAUGGAGGGUCUGCGGCACGUCUGCUCGCAGCUCAUCGAGCGCCCGGUCACGUUUGCCGUGUAUGGAGAGACGAAAGAGAUGCCGGAGUACAGUCAGCUGACGGAGGCGUUGAAGAAGUCGUACACCUCCUUCAACAAGAAGUGA